Messenger RNA from Condylura cristata (star-nosed mole), 3070 nucleotides. It is a transcript of the gene EPN3, whose product is annotated as epsin 3. The transcript has 11 exons. The coding region runs from base 929 to 3070 and encodes 713 amino acids. Lineage: Eukaryota; Metazoa; Chordata; Mammalia; Eulipotyphla; Talpidae. The record is from RefSeq and is a predicted model, not a curated record. Gene Ontology annotation, molecular function: clathrin binding; phospholipid binding. Gene Ontology annotation, cellular component: endosome; plasma membrane; clathrin vesicle coat. Gene Ontology annotation, biological process: endocytosis.
CGCUGGGUUUCUGUUUCACUCCCUUUUAUUUCUGGGCAUAUUGUGUUCGAUAAAACCCUUUGCUUGUAACACUGCUGGCAGCUCUCCCAGACGCUCCCUCCUGCGUUCCUUCCUUCCCUCCUCCCUCCCCUCUGUGAUCCUGUCUCACCCUGCCCCCCUUCCUCCCUACCUUGUCCCCUCAAACUUCAGGGGAGGGCUGGGUGGGCCAGCACCUCCCCGGUGUUUCUGACUUCUCCCUUCCUGCUCAGCACGGCCAGGUGUGCUGAGGUCGCUCCUCAGGACCACCCGAGGGGGACAGCCUGGGGUGGAGGGGGACAGCUGGACCGGACCUGGCGGCCAGGGCCACUCUGAGGGCCCCUCCCGCUACCAGAGGCCUGGUGGCCGGAGGCCUGGGCUGCCAGGCGAGGUUGGGCUCCAGGUGGAGCCAGGAUGCCAGACUGGUUCUGCUGGUUUAGUGGCCAGCUCUGGGAGGGGUGUGCACAGGGGCGGGCUUCAGCGCACAAUUAUUUCUCAUCUUGACUCCUGCUACCCGCCAGCCCACCAGUUUGGGUAAAGAUGGGUCUGAGUCACUGGUGAGGGGGAGGGCAGGAGCUAAACAAGGGCUGGCCGCCCCACAGAAGGCCUGCCACCACCGUGGGACAGGGAGGCAGCCGCCAGGCAGCAGGUCUUGGACCUCAGCUCAGACAUCGCCUCUGGGAAGUCGGCCCUGACUUUCUCAGCCUGGGUAUUCCUGCUCUCUGCAUUCCCAAGCUGGACGGUGACUGUCUGUGCCUUCUCAGUGGGACGCGGACCCAUGUGGGGCCCCAGGACACAGCUACCCCGCUGAGAGCACGAGGACCCAGCCUUGGAGACGGUGACCUCUCGUCAGUGGCCCUCGGCCCCCCACCUCCAGCUGGGGUGGGGGCCACCCACCUGCGGGUCCCCAGCCAUGACCACCUCUGCACUGCGGCGCCAGGUGAAGAACAUCGUGCACAACUACUCUGAGGCAGAGAUUAAGGUGCGCGAAGCCACCAGCAAUGACCCGUGGGGCCCCCCCAGCUCGCUCAUGUCGGAGAUCGCCGACCUGACCUUCAACACCGUGGCCUUCGCCGAGGUCAUGGGCAUGCUGUGGCGGCGGCUCAACGACAGCGGCAAGAACUGGAGGCACGUGUACAAGGCGCUGACGCUGCUGGACUACCUGCUCAAGACCGGCUCCGAGCGCGUGGCCCACCAGUGCCGCGAAAACCUCUACACCAUCCAGACGCUCAAGGACUUCCAGUACAUCGACCGGGACGGCAAGGACCAGGGCGUCAACGUGCGCGAGAAGGUCAAGCAGGUGAUGACCCUGCUCAAGGACGACGAGCGGCUCCGGCAGGAGCGGGCCCACGCGCUCAAGACCAAGGAGCGCAUGGCGCUGGAGGGCAUGGCCAUUGGCAGCGGGCAGCUGGGCUUCAGCCGUCGCCACGGUGACGACUACAGCCGCUCUCGGGGCUCCCCGUCCUCCUUCAACUCAUCCUCCUCAUCCCCACGCUACACGUCGGACCUGGAGCAGGCCCGGCCCCAGACCUCAGGAGAGGAGGAGCUGCAGCUGCAGCUGGCCUUGGCCAUGAGCCGGGAGGAGGCUGAGAAGGAGGUGCGGUCUUGGCAGGGAGAUGACUCCCCCGUGGCCAACGGUGCUGGGGCCGCAGUCCGCCGGCGGCGGCAGGACAGAGAGGCCGAGAGAGAAGAGGCUGAGGAGGAGAAGCUGAAAACCAGCCAGUCCUCCAUCCUGGACUUGGCUGACAUCUUCACACCUGCCCAGGCCCCGCCCUCCACACACUGCUCCGCUGACCCGUGGGACAUCCCAGGUCUCAAGCAGAACACAGAGCCCAGCGGUUCCUCCUGGGGGCCUUCUGCAGAUCCCUGGUCUCCUGCUCCCUCGGGGAGUGCCCUGUCUCGAAGUCAGCCCUGGGAUUUGCCUCCUACACUCUCCUCCUCUGAACCCUGGGGCCGGACCCCAGUGUUGCCUGCUGGACCCUCUGUCACAGAUCCCUGGGCACAGAACUCCCCCCACCAUCAGCUCAUUGUUGGGGCUGACCCUUGGGGGGCCUCCAUGGAGACCUCUAACACACCUGCCCUAGGUGGUACCUUUGACCCAUUUGCCAAACCUCCAGUAUCCACGGAAAACAAGGAGGGGCUGGGGUGUGUGCAGACUGUGCCCUCUGAGAAGCCCAGCAGCCCCGUGGAGCUGGACCUGUUUGGAGACCCCAUCCCCAGUUCCAAACAGAAUGGCACCAAGGAACCAGAUACUUUCGACCUGGGUGUAAUGGGGGAAGUGUUAACCCAGCCCAGCAAGGAGGCCAGAGCUUGCCCGACCCCUGAGUCCUUCCUGGGCCCCUCAGCCUCUUCUUUGGUCAACCUUGAUUCAUUGGUCAAGGCACCCCAGGCGGCAAAGACCCGGAACCCCUUCCUAACAGGCCUAAGCGCUCCGUCUCCCACCAACCCGUUCGGGUUCGGCGGCGCCGAGCAGGGCAGGCCGACCCUCAACCAGAUGCGCACCGGGUCGCCAGCGCUGGGCAUGGCGGCCAGCGGGCCGGUGGGUGCGCCCCUGGGCUCCAUGACCUACAGCGCCUCCCUGCCCCUCCCGCUCAGCAGCGUGCCGGUCGGCGUGACCCUCCCCGCCUCGGUCAGCGUCUUCCCGCAGGCAGACCCGGUCCUCCCAUCGGGGGUUGGUCUGCCUGCAACCCCGCUCUCGCCCACCAGGCGGCGCUCGGAGACCAACCACGAGGCCGGGAGUCCGGACGCCGCUAGGCUCUGGGCUCGGCUGGGUGGGCGCCUGGCCCUCCUCCCCGCCUCCUCCCGCCGCUGCCCUGGGGAUUCCUUUCUGACGGCCCAGGUCUGGGCCUACCGCCUGCAGCAGCCAUGCUGGCAUGGCGGCCUCCCAGGUACUGACGCUGAGUUCCGCUAUGGCAACACCCUGCACCUGUGGGGUCCCAGGGUCCCGGUGCCAGAUCAGCCACCACUCCUGGCUGUCCACCAUGCCCAGUCGGCUCUGUCCAGCCUCCCUUCCUGCAGCAGCGCCAGCUCCCCAGGCCCUCUGUUCCCACACUGA